UCAACCCGGGACUGGCCGCAGCUGUGAGCCGUACAUCUUACCUGUCGCCGGCCGGUGUUGUCUCUUCUCUUGUGGUCUGAACGAACGUCGGUCGUAUUUGCGGGAUGCUAAAAUGUUCUGAUUCACCCCGCGAGCGAUGAAUGAAACGAGCACCAAGGGGACCGGACCGGCGGAGGCUCUGUUGACUGCGGGCUGCCGAGCCCCGCCUGUCGGGCUGUACGGAGGAUGGAGCCGAGGCUGAGCGGGGAUGGCAAGCCGUCCGUGUCCUGGUUCCUCCUCGGCCCUGUCUUCGUCCUCUCCCUCCUCGCUGUAUUAGUGAGCUGCCAUGGGACCUGCAAACACCGAGCCCCCCCUCCCGAUGAGGUUGUCCAUCAUGUGUACCUGAAGCCUGAGCGUCUGACUAAGAGAAGCUCUCCUGACGACCUUCAGCUGAAGAUAAAGAUCAUCUAUGACUACAGCGUUGACCAGCUUCCUGCAGACAAGAGGAGACUGGUGAAGGAUAAGCUGUUUCCUCAGGCCAUCGACUACCUGCAGAGGGCCUUCAGUGUGAGGCGCAGGGUGGGGCCUGUGCUGCUCAGCAGACAAUGUGCGACCAACCAGUACCUGAGGAAGAGAGAUGACCCCCAUCGCUACUGCCAGGGCGCCUGUGCAGACGUCACCCGCUGCGGCCCCAUCAUCGUACCACAGCACCACCUGCAGCAAUGCAAGGUGUGCAGCGAGUCUGGGAAGUCAUGUGGCCCCUCGGGACCCCCAGAUGGUCCCGGAGUGGAGGGGUCCGACUUUGUGCUCUACGUCAGCGGGAUCACCACAGAGCGCUGCGGACAGGAGAACAUCGUGGCCUACGCUGCGUACUGCCAGCUGGAGGCGGAGCUGGACAGACCUGUAGCAGGCUAUGCUAACCUGUGUCCUGCCAUGAUCUCCUCCCAGCCUCAGGAGUUUGAGGGGAUGCUCUCCACCGUCAAGCAUGAGAUCAUCCACGCUCUGGGGUUCUCAGCCGGUCUGUUCGCCUUCUACCACGACAAUGACGGCAAACCUCUGACCCCUCGCUUCGCCAGCGGCCUGCCCGCCUUCAACGAGAGCCUGGGUCUGUAUCAGUGGAGUGAGGCGGUGAUCAGGAGGGUCAGCAGGCUGUGGGACAUCAGAGGAGGGGUGAUGGUGCGGCACCAGGUCCACGUCCUCGUCACUCCUCGUGUCGUGGACGAGGCGAGGAGACACUUUAACUGUCCCAUCCUGGAGGGGAUGGAGCUGGAGAACCAGGGCGGGACGGGGACAGAGCUGAACCACUGGGAGAAGAGACUGCUGGAGAACGAGGCGAUGACGGGCUCCCACACCCAGAACCGGGUGUUCUCUCGGCUGACGCUGGCCAUCAUGGAGGACAGCGGCUGGUACCGAGCCAACUACAGCCUGGCUCAGAGGCUGGACUGGGGCCGCGGCCUCGGCUGCGACUUCGUCAUGAAGAGCUGCAAGUUCUGGAUGGACCGGCAGAGACAGAGGCGUCACGCUGUGACUCCGUACUGUGACACGGUGCGAGCGUCUCCUCUGCAGCUCACCUGCAGACAGGACCAGCUCGCAGUGGCCGUCUGCAACCUGCAGAAGUACCCACAGGAGCUGCCGCUGGAGUACCAGUACUUUGAGCGUGUCCCAGAUGUGGCGGCUGACCAGCUGUCGUUCUUCGGUGGAGCCGUGGAGAUCGCUGACUUCUGUCCCUUCAGUCAGGAGUUCAGUUGGCACCUGAGUGGAGAGUAUCAGAGGAACUCGUACUGCAGAGUGUCUGAGAACCAGCCAGACUGGUGGAGGAACUAUGGGGCGGAGCAGUAUGGACCGGACUCUGUGUGUCUGUACCAGAAGUCGGCGUUUGUGAUGGAGCAGUGCACCAGGAAGAUGACGUACCCUGACUGGGGCUCCGGCUGCUACAAGGUGUGGUGCUCGGCUCAGGGCCUGACGGUGUUCGUUCAGGAUCGCUCCUUCCUGUGUGUUCGUAAAGGUCAGCUGCUGAGUGUCAGCGUUCGGGUCAACGACUGGGUUUAUAACGGCGUCCUGAUAUGCCCCGCCUGCACCGACUUCUGCGACGACUGCCCCCUUCCCCACCAGCUGCCCCCCAUCAACACCUCCAGGAGUAACCCCAUCGACCCCUGCUCCAGUUCUCCAGGUCUGGCCAUCACUCUGUGGCUCCUGCUGCUCAACCUGCUCCCCCUAGUGGCCGGACUGCUGCUCUGCCACUGCAGCUGA
Seriola dumerili (greater amberjack) is the source of this 2229-nucleotide messenger RNA. It is a transcript of the gene lmln, whose product is annotated as leishmanolysin like peptidase. Gene Ontology annotation, biological process: proteolysis; cell adhesion. Gene Ontology annotation, molecular function: metalloendopeptidase activity. The coding region runs from base 226 to 2229 and encodes 667 amino acids. The transcript is spliced from 16 exons. NCBI's taxonomy places the organism in Eukaryota, Metazoa, Chordata, Actinopteri, Carangiformes, Carangidae. The record is from RefSeq and is a predicted model, not a curated record. Gene Ontology annotation, cellular component: cytoplasm; membrane.